AUGAACUGUUACUGGAAAGUCCUGGCCAUUUUUUUACUGUUUCUCCCAGCUGCACUGUUUAUCCAGCCAGCACGGCCCAGAGUGUUGCUGGUAUCAUUUGAUGGAUUUCGAUGGGAUUACAUCUAUAAAGUCCCAACUCCCAACUUCCAUUAUGCCAUGGAGAAUGGUGUCCAUGUCAAACAGGUCACUAAUGUGUUUAUAACAAAAACAUACCCUAAUCAUUAUACAAUGGUGACUGGUCUCUAUGCAGAAAGCCACGGUGUAGUUGCUAAUGAGAUGUAUGAUCCUAUUCUGAAUGAAACUUUCUCUCUGGACAAUAUGGAUACCCAUAACUCCAAGUUCUGGGAAGAAGCCAGCCCAAUAUGGAUAACAAACCAGAGGGAAGGACAUAAAACUGGAGCAGCUAUGUGGCCUGGGACAGAUGUGAAAAUACAUGGAGUCUUCCCUACGUAUUAUAUGCCCUACAAUGAAUCUGUUUCCUUUGAAGAUAGAGUUGCUAGGCUUAUUGACUGGUUUACAUCAGAAGAACCUAUAAACUUUGGUCUCCUAUAUUGGGAACAGCCUGAUGAGAUGGGCCAUAUUCUGGGCCCAGAAAACCUGCUUAUGGGAGAGGUAAUUAGUGAUAUUGACAAAAAGCUGGGAUAUCUUCUGUCUGAACUGAAGAAGGCAAAGCUGUGGGAUGUGAUAAAUGUCAUAAUCACAAGUGAUCACGGAAUGUCACAGUCCUCCUCGGAAAGGCUCAUUGAGCUUGAUCAGUAUGUGAGCAGAGAACUCUAUAAAGUCAUUGACCAUUCUCCUGUGGUAGCAAUUUUGCCAAAAGAAGGCAAACUGGAUGAAGUAUAUGAAGCCCUGACCAAUGCUCAUCCCAACAUGACUGUAUAUAAAAAGGAGCAGAUUCCAGACAGAUUUAAUUACAAACACAACAGCAAAAUUCAGCCAAUCUUAGCAGUGGCUGAUAUAGGAUGGGAAAUUGUAUAUAAUAAGUCUGAUGGUUUUCAACUUGGUAAUCAUGGAUAUGACAACAUCUUACCAGAAAUGCAUCCCAUUUUUGUGGCAGUUGGGCCUGCUUUCAGAAAGAAUGCCACCAAAGAAGCUAUGAAUGCUACAGACCUGUACCCCUUAUUGUGUCAUCUACUUGGUAUUAACCCACUGCCAAACAAUGGUUCCUUCAAUGCUGUGAGAGAUAUACUUGCUGAAGAAGUUCCUGUAACCUUUGGAGCAGACACCUAUGCUACUGCUGUAGGAGUCUUUCUGGGCAGCUUCCUUGUGAUGGUUUUUAUUGCAGUUUUUUUUAAGCAUUUUAUGUACACCCAAGGAAACACCAUGCAAAUGCAACAUAGUGAAGCUGCCCAGCCACUGUUGCAAGACUCGUAA
Molecule: messenger RNA, 1374 nt
Organism: Chaetura pelagica (chimney swift)
Lineage: Eukaryota; Metazoa; Chordata; Aves; Apodiformes; Apodidae
Gene: ENPP5
Product: ectonucleotide pyrophosphatase/phosphodiesterase 5 (putative)
Exons: 3
Coding region: 1-1374 (457 amino acids)
Source: RefSeq, a predicted model, not a curated record